AUGUUGUUUGGUGUGAAGCUCCAAAAUGAAGUAUUUCCUCCAUGGAAAAACUACUACAUCGAUUAUGAUCAUUUGAAGAGGCUUUUGAAGGAAAACGUUAUCGAAUCCACUGAAAAUCAUCCGGGAUCCUCUUCAGCUAUGAGUGCAUGGUCUGAGAAAGAUGAGGCAGAGUUCGCUUCACAGUUGGACGCUGAAUUGGAAAAGGUGUACACUUUCCAAAUUUCUAAGUACAAAGAGCUCGACGAGGAAAUAUCCAAGCUGGAACUUCAAAGCGAGGAGUACUUGAAAAGCAUUUCCGAGAAAAAAAGCACCGAUCUUGACGCCAAGACAUUUCAGAAGAAGCUUGAGGAGCUUUUGUGGCUGGCAAAGGAACUAGAUCAUUUUGCAAGACUCAAUUUCACGGGUUUCAUUAAGAUUGUCAAAAAGCAUGACAGACUGCAUAAAGGCUACUCUGUGAAAGCAUUAUUGAACGUGCGAAUGAAGUCGUUGCCAUUGAAUAACAUCAGUGAGGAUACGUCUCCAUAUCUUUUCAGAAUCUCAACAUUGUACUCUUUUGUUAGAGACCAAAUGGGCUCAAGCUCAUUGUCGACCUCUCUUCAGAACUCAAUUCAAAAACUGUCAUCUUCUGGAAGAAUAUCUACCACUCCGAGCGCAUCGUUGAACAAUAUGGGCCAAAAGGAUUAUGGAUACAAAGUUCUCAAGUUCUGGAUCCAUCCUGAUAAUCUAAUGGAAAUCAAAACUACUAUUUUGAGACACCUACCGGUCCUUAUAUAUACCAACCAGAAUGACGAUGAUGAUGACGAUUACAGUGUGGACCCAAAAAUUACAUCUCUUUACUUCGAUAACAGACAGUUCGAAUUGUACAACAAUAAACUACUGAAGAAUUUAAACAAAACACCCUCGCUCAGGAUAAGAUGGUCAGGAAAACUAAGGGAUAACCCAGAACUCACGAUUGAGAAGAAGAUCUUUGACUACGACACUGGAACUUCUAAUGAUGUCCGUCUUUCAUUGAAGGAGAAGUACAUAGAUGAUUUCAUUUUCCAGAAAGAUGCCAAAGAUGAACAAGAGGACAUGGAGCUUCCAAACCGCCUGAAGAAAAAUGCCAAUACGAAAUUGACUCUGGACAAGUUUGUUAGGAGAUUGGAAAAGAAGGGCAUCUCAAAGGAAUCAAUUGAUAAGUUAUCUUCCAACUUCAAGGAAUUGCAACAGUUUAUUAGAGAGAACGAUUUGCAACCAACCUUGAGAACUGUUCACACCAGAACCGCCUUCCAAAUGCCAGGUGAUGACAGAGUCCGUAUUACAAUCGACUCUGAUAUUUUGUUCAUCAGAGAAGACUCUUUUGACCCUGAUAGACCGAUCAGAAACCCAAGCGAAUGGCAUAGAAUGGAUAUUGAUUCCGCAAUUGACAAUCCAUAUUCACUUUUGAGAAAGGGCGAGUACGCCAAAUUCCCUUAUUCCGUCAUGGAAAUCAAAUUGGCCAACUCAAUUUUUAAUAACCCUUCUUCCAGAACUCUCGCCUGGAUCAACGAUUUGACUAAUGGGCACCUAGUUAAGGAGGUUCCAAAUUUCUCAAAGUUCAUCCAAGGUAUCUCUUCUCUUUUCUUGGAAGAUGACAAUUUGGAUAUUCUUCCUUUUUGGCUUCCAGAGCUGGAAAAUGACAUUAGGAAAAACCCUGAACAAGCGUAUCAUGAUUCAAGGGAGAAGCAAAUAAGGCAGCAGCAACAGGAUGAGGUACUCAAGAAUCUAAAAAAGAAAGUUGGGGAAAGCCCUAAUCCUGUGACCAAUACGGGAACGGUGCAUUUGGAUCAAAUUGUUGAAGAGGAAGAGGAUUUGGACGAUAAUGAAUCUUCCGACGAGGAGUCUGCCACUGAUGUGAGCCCCUCGGGGAAAUCUACUUCCAAUAUGGUUUUAGGUUCAAAUACUUUGAUGACAUCUGGUGCUCCAUCUGAAUCUAAGAGUCUUGUUGAACCCCCAAAAAAGAAAAUGUUGAAUGUUGCUUCCUAUUUCAUACCUGUGUUUUCAAAGGCCUCCAAACUAGAAGGAUACGAGUCUGAAGACGAAGAGAUUGUUUUGCCACCGGGAGUGGUGAAGCCAAAAACUCUUAUCAAGCAGUCGGGUCCAAUUAAAGUGGAAGCCAAAGUUUGGCUGGCUAACGAGCGCACAUUUGUUCGAUGGUUGCACAUUACUACCUUGCUUUCGGCAUUGACAUUCACGAUAUACGCAUCUGUGUCUUCCUCACACAUCCCGGUUGUCGCCACCAACAUUGCGUACAUCUAUUUUGCGCUAACCCUCUUUUCUGGAGCUUGGGCCUACGCUAUUUACAUGAAGAGACUGGAGUUGAUCAAGCUCAGAUCUGGAAGACAUUUGGAUGGUGUUUUUGGUCCACUAGUCGUAGCACUGGUGCUGAUUUUCAGUUUGUGUCUUGAAUACUAUGCUGGUGUGAAGAAAUACAACGAAAAACACUCUCUGCUCACCAGUGAAGGCUUAUUCACUUCUACCAAUGAUGAAGUGAAUGCUCUACAUCCAGUAGCAAGACUCAUUUUACAGAAAAUUGUCUCCUUUGUUAAUUCUAUAUAG
Ogataea angusta is the source of this 2577-nucleotide messenger RNA. RefSeq lists its product as uncharacterized. NCBI's taxonomy places the organism in Eukaryota, Fungi, Ascomycota, Pichiomycetes, Pichiales, Pichiaceae. The transcript has a single exon. The record is from RefSeq and is a predicted model, not a curated record. The coding region runs from base 1 to 2577 and encodes 858 amino acids. Gene Ontology annotation, cellular component: vacuolar transporter chaperone complex; fungal-type vacuole membrane.